AUGAGUCAAAAGGAAGGCUCCGGUGAGAUUCAAAUCUCUGCUUCCGGUGCUCGUAUUAUGAAGGGUAAGCAAGAAGCCGGCGAGAAGAUGAAGAAGGAUGCCAAGAAGAAGAAGGCUAAAGAUUCAAUUGCAGCGAGAGUCUCCAAGCGAAUGAAGAAGAAAGAUGGCAAGAGCGCCUCCUCUGGACCUCACUCUCCUUCGAUGUUGAAGAGUCAGGACGUUGUUAACCUCGUCGUCCAAGCUCACAGCAAGAAGGAUUUAGCCAGAGCUUGUACUAAUGAUGAAAUCCCCGAAACUGUCCCGGAGGGUUUGUUCUGUGUCCACGAGAAAUACAUCUCCAAGUGUCACCUUAGGUUCCCUCUCCCAACCCUCUUGCUAAAUCUCCUAGAUCACUAUCAAUUAGCCCUUUCCCAGCCUUGCCCCUCGGUUAUCCGAGUGGUGAAUGGAUUUUUCACCAGGGCUAAGGAAGAAGGAGUUAUCGUAGGGCUAACCGAGCUGAUGAGUCUUUUCUUGAUAAAGGAGAGCUCCACCAAGGAGGGGGGAAGCGGGACCUAUUAUCUCCCCUGUCAUCCAGGGCUAGAGAUUGAGGACCCUGCUAAGUUAUCCGGUAAACUCACUAGAGCUCUCUGUAGGAAGCUGCAACACAGCCCUAAUACCUGGGGAGCUUACACUACCACGAGAAUUGGAUCAGAUAUUUCUGAAGGUGAAUCAGUAUUCUCAGUCUCGUCGGGAGCCAGCACCUCAGAAAGGACUCAGUCACACAAGAUGCCUAUCCAGCCCUCGUUCCGUUCCAGGGGUAGAUCAACCAAAGCUGCCAGCUCCUCUCGAGGAAGCAACAAGAAUCAAGGAGGAUCCUUCCUCAGCACUGUGAAGGAUGUCCUUGAUGAUGGAGGCUCUGCUCCUGUCAAAGAUGCCAGUCGCUCCGAGCCCAGGGUUCAGGAAGUUGUCCCUCACUCCGAGGUCCCGGAGGCGGAAGCUGAUCUUCAAAUAGUGAAGGAUACUCAUGAGUUUGAGCCUCCGAGGAGCAAGAGAGGAGGAACUGUCGGCUGGAAAUUCGCUCACUCGAAGCCUGAAUCAGUCUUGGAUGACUCGUGGGGUUUGGCUACGCUGAUGAGGCACAUGAAGAGAACCGGGUGUGCCCUCCCCUCGAUCGCCAAUCUCACGAACAAAGAGGAGUACGUUGAGAUUGCCCAUUGCAUGGGCCAGCUGGCUGGAGCUAUCAACAGGGCUCAGUUCAAGUUUGAGGAAACUGUGCACAAUGCCCCCAAUGCUGGUGAGCUAGCUCAGGUUACUGAGCUAGUUAGAGCUACUAAGAUGGAGCUCGACCAGGCUCGGUUUAAGGUCUCUGAACUUCAAGCUGAGGUCAAGAGACUUGGCUCCAAGGCCGACAUUCAGUAA
Molecule: messenger RNA, 1398 nt
Organism: Raphanus sativus (radish)
Lineage: Eukaryota; Viridiplantae; Streptophyta; Magnoliopsida; Brassicales; Brassicaceae
Exons: 5
Coding region: 1-1398 (465 amino acids)
Source: RefSeq, a predicted model, not a curated record